This is a messenger RNA of Phyllostomus discolor (pale spear-nosed bat), 2283 nucleotides long. It is a transcript of the gene HMGB1, whose product is annotated as high mobility group box 1. NCBI's taxonomy places the organism in Eukaryota, Metazoa, Chordata, Mammalia, Chiroptera, Phyllostomidae. Gene Ontology annotation, molecular function: DNA binding, bending. Gene Ontology annotation, biological process: regulation of transcription by RNA polymerase II. The record is from RefSeq and is a predicted model, not a curated record. The coding region runs from base 180 to 827 and encodes 215 amino acids. The transcript has 5 exons. Gene Ontology annotation, cellular component: nucleus.
AUAGGAGGCGCGCUGGCUGGAGAGUAAUGUUACAGAGCGGAGAGUGUGAGGAGGCUGCGUCUGGCUCCCGCUCUCACAGCCAUUGCAGUACAUUGAGCUCCAUAGAGACAGCGCCGGGGCAAGUGCGAGCCGGACGGGCACUAGACGACUCUGUGCUCGCUGAGGAAAAGUAAUUAAACAUGGGCAAAGGAGAUCCUAAGAAGCCGAGAGGCAAAAUGUCAUCAUAUGCUUUCUUUGUGCAAACUUGCCGGGAGGAGCACAAGAAGAAGCACCCAGAUGCUUCAGUCAACUUCUCAGAGUUUUCUAAGAAGUGCUCAGAGAGGUGGAAGACCAUGUCUGCUAAAGAGAAAGGAAAAUUUGAAGACAUGGCAAAGGCGGACAAGGCCCGUUAUGAAAGAGAAAUGAAAACUUAUAUUCCUCCUAAAGGGGAAACAAAAAAGAAGUUCAAGGAUCCCAAUGCACCCAAGAGGCCUCCUUCGGCCUUUUUCUUGUUUUGUUCUGAGUAUCGCCCCAAAAUCAAAGGAGAGCAUCCCGGCCUAUCCAUUGGUGAUGUUGCAAAGAAGCUGGGAGAGAUGUGGAACAACACUGCUGCAGAUGACAAGCAGCCUUAUGAAAAGAAGGCUGCUAAGCUGAAGGAGAAAUACGAAAAGGAUAUUGCUGCAUACCGAGCUAAAGGAAAGCCUGAUGCUGCAAAAAAGGGAGUUGUCAAGGCUGAAAAAAGCAAGAAAAAGAAGGAGGAGGAGGAAGAUGAAGAGGAUGAGGAAGAUGAGGAAGAGGAGGAAGACGAAGAAGAUGAAGAUGAAGAAGAAGAUGAUGAUGAUGAAUAAGUUGGUUCUAGCGCAGUUUUUUUUUCUUGUCUAUAAAGCAUUUAACCCCCCUGUACACAACUCACUCCUUUUAAAGAAAAAAAUUGAAAUGUAAGGCUGUGUAAGAUUUGUUUUUAAACUGUACAGUGUCUUUUUUUGUAUAGUUAACACACUACCGAAUGUGUCUUUAGAUAGCCCUGUCCUGGUGGUAUUUUCAAUAGCCACUAACCUUGCCUGGUACAGUAUGGGGGUUGUAAAUUGGCAUGGAAGUUUAAAGCAGGUUCUUGUUGGUGCACAGCACAAAUUUAGUUAUAUAUGGGGAUGGUAGUUUUUUCAUCUUCAGUUGUCUCUGAUGCAGCUUAUACAAAAUAAUUGUUGUUCUGUUAACUGAAUACCACUCUGUAAUUGCAAAAGAAAAAGUUGCAGCUGUUUUGUUGACAUUCUGAAUGCUUCUAAGUAAAUACAAUUUUUUUUAUUAGUAUUGUUGUCCUUUUCAUAGGUCUGAAAUUUUUUUUCUUGAGGGGAAGCUAGUCUUUUGCCCAUUUUGGAUCAUGGUUUAUUACAGUGUUUGUCUUUUCAUAUAAUUAGUUGAUAAAAAGCUUUUGUCUACACAUCCUGCAUACUUGUGAUGAGGGUAAUAAGAGCUGAAUUGAGACAGUUUUCAUCCAUAAGUGAAACUCUAAAAUUGUGAUCAGUUGGUAUCAAAUUUCACAUAGCCCAGUUACAUUUACAAAGUGAAAAGUAACCACUCUACUCACAGCAUGGGAUUAGAAUCAAACAUUUUGAAAGUCUGUCCUUGAAAGAGUAGUAGAAAAGUAUGUUCUAAUCUUUUCGUGAGGACUCUACAUUUUUAAACUCCCAUUACCAUGUAAUGGCAUUAUAUUUGCAGUUCCUACAUUAAAGAAGACCUGAGAAUGUAUCCCCAAAAGCGUGCGUUUAAAAUACAAGACUGCCACAUGAAGUUUUUUGUUGACAUUAGUCCUGGCAAAGCCUCUGGGAAAAAAAUGCUGGCUGUAAAUGUCUUCUAUUUAAAUAUGGAUGGCUUAGGAAACAAGACUCCAUUAAAGGUAUUUUUAAUUAAUUUAAAAUCAGGUAUAUUUUCCAAAUUAUUUGCCCCUUUAUAAACCAAGUAGAUAAUGAGGGAAGACGACACUUUAUAUCACAGUAUGAAUUGUCCAAUUUAUUUGAAUUUGAUUUUUCCUUGUAAAACUCAAAACUCAUUAGGGUCAUAAUGUUUAUCCACUUAGCCAUUUAGGAAAUGAUUUGGCAGUUUUUGUGGUUUUUGACAUUCUUACAGUGCCAGUGUUUUAAAAUAGCAUUCUUGUAAUUUUACACGCUUUUGUGACAGAGUGCUGUUUUGUUAUAUAAUUUGACGUGGACCUUUCCAUUUGCAUUUGUUUAUGUAAUUUCAGGAGGAAUACUGAACAUCUUGAGUCCUGGAUGAUACUAAUAAACUAAUAAUUGCAGAGGUUUUAAA